Candidula unifasciata is the source of this 963-nucleotide messenger RNA. The record is from the annotation of a GenBank genome assembly. Lineage: Eukaryota; Metazoa; Mollusca; Gastropoda; Stylommatophora; Geomitridae.
AUGAACCGGAGUGUAGGCAGGAAGAGAGGACAGCCAAACAGAGGAGGAGGACGGGCAAACAGAGCUGGAGGUCAAAGAGGCAGAGGACGAGGAGGUCCCCGAGGAAGUGUAGCUCCUAGGGGAGCUGGAGGCAGAGGAGGCUGGUCUUCUUCUAGGAAGGGAGGGCUUGAUCUGGAUGACUCUCUGGAUGGACCUGUGCUCAAUGACCCCUACUAUGACUCCCAUGAAGAGGAUCACAGGUCAUUUGGAACAAAAAGAGGGAGAGGUCAAGGGUCCUUUCCUAAAGUAAAAGUGGAGAUGCAGCAGUUAGACAUGACUAAAGAGAACCAGAUGAUGGUGAAGGAUACCUUAUUGUCACUCCAGUCUGGAGACAGAGAUGGAGAAUUCAGUUUUACAGAUCAAGGCAUGGACUAUGAAGAUGAUGGUGAAGAUGACGAUGGUGAUGAUGAUGAUGGUCCAGUACAUGAUGAGCUCGACCCAAAUGUAGAAAACCGCUACUGGAUCCCAGACCGGCGAUUGGUCAUUCAAGAUGCAGUUACAUUUAAUGCUUCUCUUAAUGACUCAAAAUCUGGUGCCCAGUCAAACAUCUUUGCCAUAAAAAAACUACAGAGAUGUGGCUUCAGCCAGGAUCUCUGCCAGGAAGCUCUGCAGAUCUGUGAAGGAGAUACAGGGGCAGCCCUGGAGUAUCUUCUCAAUGAACUCUUCAACAUAAACCUGACUGUUUCUGAGGACGAAGAUGUGGGUGGAGGUCAGGCAGAUGUAGAUCAGGAGAUUCUGGAAGCCAGGGAAGAGGAGAUGCUUGCCCUACAAUCCAUUUAUGACUGUGAUUUUGAGGAGUGUAUCCCCAACAAAAUUUGGCUGUUGAAUUUAAAGUUGCCUGAACUACAUCAGCUGCUUGACAGCAGAAGUCCAAUAAGGACAAGAGAAGAAAGUGGAGAAACGGCUGUGUCCCUUUUACCUUAA